AUGGUCGACACUGAGCCUCCACCACGUCUUGAGGGUAAAUAUGCUGCAAUAGUGAUUUGCUGGUUUCUUGGCAUUGGGGGUCUUUUUGCUUGGAACAGUAUGUUGACUAUAGUAGAUUACUAUAUUUACUUGUUUCCGAAAUACCACCCCUCUAGGGUGCUCACCAUUGUAUAUCAGCCAUUUGCAUUUGGAACAAUAGCAAUUCUGGCUUACAAUGAGGCAAAAAUCAAUACAAGAAUGCGGAACUUGUUUGGAUACACCGUCUAUUUCUUUGGCAUUUUGGCAUUGCUAAUUUUGGAUUUAGCAACAUCUGGUAAAGGAGGGAUUGGAACUUUCAUUGGCAUAUGCAUAGUUAGUGGUGUAUUUGGAAUAGCAGAUGCUCAUGUACAAGGCGGAAUGGUUGGAGACUUGUCCUACAUGCUUCCAGAAUUCAUUCAGUCUUUCCUUGCGGGUUCUGCAGCAUCAGGGGCCAUAACAUCGGUUUUGAGGUUAAUUACAAAAGCAGUAUUUGAGAAUUCUCCAAACGGUCUUCGCAAAGGAGCUAUUCUGUUCUUUGCCUUAUCAUCUUUUUUUGAGCUUCUGUGUGUUGUUCUCUAUGCAUCUGUCUUUCCGAAACUAGCAAUAGUGAAGUAUUACCGUUCAAAAACAGCAUCUGAAGGAUCCAAAACUGUUUCAGCUGACCUUGCCGCUGCAGGCAUCCAGACCUCACCAGGCGAAGCCAAGGAAGAUUCAAAACAGCACGAGCGCAAAGGAAUAAAACAAUUGUUUGUAGAAAACAUUGAUUAUGCACUUGAUUUGUUCCUAAUUUAUGUGCUAACACUGUCUAUUUUCCCCGGAUUCUUAUCAGAAGAUACUGGAUCACAUAGUUUAGGCACCUGGUAUGCUCUUGUUUUAAUUGCUAUGUUUAAUAUAUGUGAUCUUAUCGGACGAUACAUUCCACUUGUGAAAAUCUUAAAUUUGGAGUCGAGAAAGUUGAUCACUAUAGCAGUCAUUUCUCGUUUUUUACUUAUACCGGCAUUUUAUUUCACUGCAAAGUAUGGUACUCAGGGGUGGAUGAUAUUGUUGACAUCAUUCUUGGGGUUAACCAAUGGUUACCUCACUAUAUGUGUUUUCACUUCUGCGCCUAAAGGUUACAAGGGACCUGAACAAAAUGCUUUGGGAAAUAUGUUGGUGUUGUGUCUUCUUGGAGGUCUUUUUGCAGGGGUAACACUUGACUGGUUGUGGUUAAUAGGUAAAGGAUGGUGA
This is a messenger RNA of Vicia faba (fava bean), 1245 nucleotides long. NCBI's taxonomy places the organism in Eukaryota, Viridiplantae, Streptophyta, Magnoliopsida, Fabales, Fabaceae. The record is from the annotation of a GenBank genome assembly.